AUGGCGUUUAGAAAGGUCAGCGGUGAAUUAGAGGCGAGAGUGAUCAGAUGGUUUGCUUACACAUGGGCCGAAAGUGGGGCAUUGGACGAGGAGCACGUUUUGGCGUCCCUGCCCGAUAAACUCAAGGCCGAAAUAGCGAUUCGUGUACAUCUGGAUACAUUACGGGAAGUUGAGAUUUUCAAAGAUUGCGAGCCGGGAUUAUUGGAGGCACUUGUUCUAAAACUGAAACUUCAAGUGUUUAGUCCAGGUGAUUACAUCUGCCGGAAGGGUGACGUGGGUAAAAAAAUGUAUAUCGUAAAGCGUGGGCGAUUGCAAGUAGUGGCAGAUGCUGGAACCACAGUGCUGGCAACUCUAGGUGCGGGAUCUGUAUUUGGAGAAGUUAGUGUUCUGGAUAUAGCUGGAAAUCGAACUGGAAAUAGGCGAACAGCCAACGUUCGUGCUCUUGGAUACUCUGAUCUAUUUUGUCUUGCUAAACGCGAUUUAUGGGAAGCUCUGGCAGACUACCCAGAAGCCAGAGCCACUCUGACUAAGCGAGGUUGUCAGUUAUUACAAAAGGAUGGCUUGUUAGAUGAAACUGUUUUUGAAAGUGCAAAAACAACUCAGCUCAGCUUAGAAGAACAUGUGCGUAAAUUGGAAUCAACUGUUAAUCUUUUAAAUAAUCGCUUACAAGGACUAUUAGCGGAUCUAGGACAAGAACAAGCUAAGCUGAAACAACGAAUUACCUAUAUAUAUAUUUAUAUAUAUUAA
Messenger RNA from Pieris macdunnoughi, 747 nucleotides. Lineage: Eukaryota; Metazoa; Arthropoda; Insecta; Lepidoptera; Pieridae. The record is from the annotation of a GenBank genome assembly.